Wyeomyia smithii (pitcher-plant mosquito) is the source of this 882-nucleotide messenger RNA. RefSeq names its product probable endochitinase. The record is from RefSeq and is a predicted model, not a curated record. Gene Ontology annotation, cellular component: extracellular region. NCBI's taxonomy places the organism in Eukaryota, Metazoa, Arthropoda, Insecta, Diptera, Culicidae. Bases 91 to 834 code for a protein of 247 amino acids. Gene Ontology annotation, molecular function: chitin binding. The transcript is spliced from 2 exons.
UCUUCUGGUGCCACUGAUAAGCUUGGCAUAUAAAACGUUUGUCUCAGUGUUGAUGCCGCCAUUGUAGAGAUUGUGACUAAUAGCAACAUAAUGAAAACGAUUCUCGUACUGUCCGCACUGUUUGGUGCGGUUUAUAGCAACUCGUUGAUAUGUCGCAACUACCCAGACGGUGCACUGAUCCCCAACCCGGAAAACUGUGCCGAAUUCUUUAUGUGUCGGCCGGGACGGGCCGUUCGCUUCACCUGUCCGGCGUCCACCCAGUUCAACACAGCCAUUCAAGCAUGUGACCCGCGAAUGGCCGUCCGCUGCAGACCGGGAAAGAUUCCUGUGGACAAAGAGUACACCCCGAUAACUGCGUCGCCAUCCAAAAUCGAACACACAAAUACUGCUUGCAUCGAUAAGCCGGUGGCCACACUCUUACCGAACAGUGCCGAAUGUGGUAGCUUCUACCAGUGCUCCCCAACCGGAGUGAUUCGAUUCGAGUGUCCCGCCGGAACACUGUUCGACUCCAACCGGUUGUACUGCGAGCGCAGUGAUAUUGCUUCGUGCACGUACUUCCCGGAAAUGCCCAUGCUGCCGAUCCAGCCAAUCUUUCCUCCGAUCGUACCUCCGAUUGUGAUUCAGCCUGAGUCGGAGAACCAAUUGCUUAAGCGGUGCACUGGCCAACGUGAUGGAACCAAAAUUAGAAAUCCAUUCAACUGUCGCCAAUAUAUUUUCUGCAUCUCGAAGAACCGUUCGCAGAUUUUCGACUGUCCCGCGGGAACGGCGUUCGAUGAGGAUCGUUCGGCCUGCGACUGGGAACGAAAUGUGAAAUGCAACAGAAGUCAAGAGUGACUCAAUUAAACAAUAAAAAUAAAGCUUUCUUAAGCUGGUGGUGGGUAA